This is a messenger RNA of Anolis carolinensis (green anole), 1983 nucleotides long. It is a transcript of the gene myl9, whose product is annotated as myosin light chain 9. Gene Ontology annotation, molecular function: calcium ion binding. Bases 180 to 698 code for a protein of 172 amino acids. Gene Ontology annotation, cellular component: cytoplasm; stress fiber; myofibril. The transcript is spliced from 4 exons. Gene Ontology annotation, biological process: platelet aggregation; myofibril assembly. The record is from RefSeq and is a predicted model, not a curated record. NCBI's taxonomy places the organism in Eukaryota, Metazoa, Chordata, Lepidosauria, Squamata, Anolidae.
CUUCGGGGUGGGAGGGAUCCUCCCGCGGGGAAGCGCUCCUCUCCAUUGGACGCUCUUCCCCAAACGGAGGGAGGCUCGACCCGCUCCCGGUGCGUUUCCACCUCUCCGCCGCUCCUCUUCGGCUCCCGCAAGGCUCCCCCCAGUUCCUCUUUGGCUCAGGUCAAACCAAAUCUGCCAAGAUGUCCAGCAAGCGAGCCAAGGCGAAGACCACCAAGAAGCGUCCUCAGCGUGCCACCUCCAAUGUCUUUGCCAUGUUCGACCAGUCACAGAUCCAGGAAUUCAAGGAGGCUUUCAACAUGAUAGACCAAAAUCGUGAUGGGUUCAUUGACAAGGAAGAUCUGCAUGACAUGUUGGCAUCUCUUGGGAAGAAUCCAACUGAUGAAUACUUGGAAGGCAUGAUGAGUGAAGCUCCUGGACCCAUCAACUUCACCAUGUUCCUCACCAUGUUUGGAGAAAAGCUGAAUGGAACUGAUCCGGAGGAUGUCAUCCGCAAUGCUUUUGCCUGUUUUGAUGAGGAGGCCACAGGCUUCAUUCAUGAAGACCAUCUGCGUGAACUUCUCACUACUAUGGGUGACCGGUUCACAGAUGAAGAGGUUGAUGAGAUGUACCGAGAAGCCCCCAUUGACAAGAAAGGCAACUUCAACUAUGUGGAGUUCACCCGUAUCUUGAAGCAUGGAGCCAAGGACAAAGACGAUUAAAACGAAGAGAGAUUCCAAUUUCUAGGUCACUCUUUUAAGAUCUUAAUCUCUUUGCUCUGCCUUGAAAAUGCCUAUGUCAGAAUGGGAUAACCUGAAAGGGAUAUGUUUUUAAACAUGAGGCCAAGCCCUGAUCUAAAUGAAGAAAAGGCUUGACACACAUUCACCCAUGUUACACAUGGAUCUGAAUUGAUCCUUUAUUAAGCUACUACUCAAUUCUGUACAUACAGAGUAAAGUACAAGUAAUCUCACUUUUCCAAAGUGUAACUGCAGGUAUGAUUGCAGUGGAAUGGAGAAACUAUCUGCUACUGCUUCAUAUAACCACACAGGAAUGGAUCUAAGGACUGGUAGGAGGCACUAUAGAGAUGGCCAUUUGAGGCUUUAUGUAGAUGACUGAUGUCUCUGUUGUUGAUAAUACAUAUUAAAUAUACAGCACUUCUAAACUUGCAAUGUGACUUAUGAUCUGUACACAGUUGUUAUUACAACCACUAUCACCAUCACAAACCAGGCAUUUCUUCUCAUAUUUGUCCUACAGACGUCAAAAUUAAGACUACAUUCUCCAGAUCCCAAAUCAAACUCUUAAUAUAUGUGUUGGAUGAUGUUGGCCUUCACCUUCCCUGAAUAUACUGAAUCCAUUCAAACAUCAAUUGGCUAUCAGUCCAACCUUGAUUCUCAAGGGGUAUCCAGUUUGGUUGAGAUGGAUAACUCCAUUUUGCACUUGCGUAUUUUGGAGAAAAGGACAUCUCUCCAUCAGAAGAUCUGCAGAGAUUCUCUUUCUAUCUCCUUCCUACAUGCAUUACACACUACACACACAAAUACCCCUUUACUAUGAAACAAUUAUUCUCUUGCCCUAAAUUCAUGUUGGCCAUACAUUUGGAUCAUAUAGUGUUAAAAGAAAUUAGAUUAUGGGCCCAUGAAAUUCAGAGUCCUCACUCACCUGUUCCACUUAGGUACUAAACAGAGUGAUUUUAUUUAUUUAUUGGCCAGCUGAAAAAAACAUUGGGCAGGAAGAGCAAAAGGAGUAAAAUUGCACCUAUCUCACUUAUAUUGUCCCCAAAAGGAAGAUUAUUUCACUAUUUCUCCUCAGCACUUUUAAAAGUAAAGUACAAUUUUUUGAUAUUUCAGAAGAUUUUUAUACAUAUCCCUACUGGUAUCUCCAUUUGUGAAAUAAAAAUGUAGCCUCAACCAUGCAGUUGCUUUUUUGACAAUUAGAUCAAAGAUUUUUGACACAAGGAGCAAAGAAAUUAAUCUGAAUAUAAAGAAUUUAAUAAAAUAUGUUAUUGUUCUA